CUGGCUCAUCCGUGGACACUUCUGUACGCCGAUGACGUCUUUCUCUCCAACAAGAAACGCGAAGCCCUCAGCGACCAAGUGCAGCGAUGGAACGACCACCUGAACGAGAAAGGCCUCCGUUUCAACCUCAAGAAGACUGAGUACAUGGAAUGUGGCCCACAGUCUGAUGGCACCAUCAACGUCAACGGACAGGACCUACAGAAAGUUGACCACUUCAAAUACCUCGGGUCCACCCUCUCGUCGGAUGGGGACUCCCUGCCAGAUGCGCGCGCACAAGUGAAUGCCGCAUGGAUGAAGUGGCGGCAAGUCACCGGAAUCCUAUGCGACCGACGGAUGCCAAACCACCUCAAGGCGAAGAUAUACAAGACCGUCGUGCGACCCGUCGCGCUCUACGGAGCUGAAUGCUGGCCAGCAUCGACCAAGCAUCACCGAGCCCUCCACGCCAUGGAAAUGCGCAUGCUUCGGUGGUCGCUUGGACUGACUCGACUGGACCAGGUCAUGAACGAAGACGUCAGGAAAGUGAUGGGGGUGGCACCAAUCACCGAGAAGAUGAGAGAGGCGCGACUCCGAUGGUACGGGCAUGUUGUGCGCAGUGAUGAAGACUCUGUCGCGAGGACUGCCAUGCGCCUGAGCCCAGAAAGACGUCAACCACGAGGACGGCCGAAGAAAAGAUGGCUGGAUCGAAUAAAGGAGGACAUCAAGGAAGUCAACGCCGCCCCGGAAGAUGCCUUGGAUCGGAGCAAGUGGAAGAGAAUAUGCCGGAAAGCGGACCCCGCGCCAAGACGGGACAAACGCUAGGAAAGAAGAAGAUCUAACUGAGAACCUUUCCAAAAAAAAUUUACUGAUGGAAGCUUUCUUCAAAAAUUAAAUUAUUUUUUAUCUGGUCAUAUGGGUUGAUUCUGAGCUUACCUUUAAACCGCAUAUUGACUAUAUAACUAAUAAAGUUUAUGUAUUAGUCAACUCUACCGAUGACUACAUUGUUUGACAAAUGAAAUAAGGAAAAGAAUAGCCCAGCACAUCAUAUUCCCAUUAAUUGAUUAUGGAGAUGAUAUUUAUCAAAAUACAACGGACACAAUCUUAAAGCCACUGACGACACCGACAAAUUCACUAUGCAGAUUUGUGCAUUUAAGAUGCAACUAUUUUACCCAUCACUGCUUAAUGUAUCAAUAACUUGAAUGGCUACAGCCUAAAGAACGUAGACAGUUCCACUGGUUUAUGUUUAUUUUUAAAUGCAUUCAUAAUGACUUUUCAACUUAUAUCUGGUCACAUUUGACUCAUUAGGAAUACAAGAUAUCCAUGUUUCAGAGUUCCCAAUAUGAAUAGAGAGGUUGGUAAGAAGGCCUUUAAAGCACUGUAUGAUUGGAACAGUUUACUGAUUCAGUUAUGAUCAUCAACAUCUAUUCAUUCAUUUCAGUCACCUCUGUAUAUAUAUUUAUGUUCUGCAUGUACCUGUUAAAGUGUAAAUAACUGGGGUGGGGGUUUGAGCAAGAAGUGUAUGUUUGCAAUGUUCAGGUAUGUUAAUGGUUUUAUUUAUGUAAUAUUGAGCGAACUGUAUCAUUUUGUUGUAGGACCCCCUUGAAAAAGAGAUGUUGCAUCUCAAAGGGUUAUCCUUAAAUAAUAAUACUCUGUUCAACUCCGGGCAUUUCUCAAUGACUGCAGCAUCAAUCUCUCCACUCAGAAGGAUCUCUUCCAACUUUUGCAAAGUCAGCAAAUCAUCCUGGUUAAAUAUCUCACUGAGCAGUACAUCUUCAAUAUCCAGGAAUUUAAAGAAUUCACCUCUGUAGUGGUCCUUAGCACUUUUAGGCUGAUGUGCCUCAGCUCCUAUAAUGAAGCGUUUUGGGGGUGGUCUGGUCUGUGGAAUGGUAAUGGGCUUAAUAUCUAAAGACUGAACUACAGCCGUCGCCUCUUCAAACAGAGUUUUGGAACUUGCCUCAUCUUUUGGCCUUGAGUGAGGUCCUAACAACUUUGACAGCAGCCCUCAUGCCAGCAAUGGUUUCAGUUCUCUUCUGAAAAGACAUGUUCAGGCAUUCAAGCUCACAAAUCACUGGUGAGUCAAGGAUGAGACCCAAAACUGUUUUGCCUUUCUUUAACAGCCCUAGCAGGCCAUUAGCAGUAGAUGCAGUAUUUGAGGCACCACAAGCCAUCUCCUGCAAGCUAGCCAGCACUGACUCACAAAACACUGUGACUGUGACAAAACAGCUAUGAUGGCUGUGCCCCGUAUUGUCCAUCUCGUGGGACACAGGGGUUUUAUUGCAGUGCAUGAUGGAUUCUCUGCAUGUGCUAUUGCUGCAUGGAUUGCCUUAAACUUCCCUGAAUAAGACUCCAAGCUGGUUGACCCAAUCCAAUGAGUCUCUGAUCAGAACAGAUGCUAAGCAAGCUUUCUGUGUGGUUAAAUUAGUACAGUGUGAUUAAAUUAGUACAUUGGGCCCCACAAUGAACAUAGAGUGCUAGUGGCUGUUCUUGUUUUAUCAGUGCCUGUGGACCAGUAUGCUUCCCAGGCAUAUUAGCAGCCCCGUCAUAAGUUUGACCUUGCAAAACAAGCCUUGGUAAGUUUAGUCUUAGCAGCGCUUCUUUAACUAGUCCAGCAAGGCUUUUUCCUGUUGUAUCAGAAACAGAAUACAAACCAAUUAACUUUUCAUGGGGCUUCAGGUCAUUAUAUUGCAGACAAAUACUUUCUUGUUCUUGCAUGGAAAUGUUUUGUGUUCCAACCAUAAUAACUGUAUACUGAAGAACUGGUAGAUCUCUGAUUGUAUCAGCUAUUCCACUAACAAUUUUGUUGCUCAUUGCAGAUAGAAUUUCAUUCUGAAUCUGUGGACUGAGGUAAUCUUUCUGGGA
Misgurnus anguillicaudatus (oriental weatherfish) is the source of this 2835-nucleotide messenger RNA. NCBI's taxonomy places the organism in Eukaryota, Metazoa, Chordata, Actinopteri, Cypriniformes, Cobitidae. The record is from RefSeq and is a predicted model, not a curated record.